CGCGCUAAGAACCUUAAGCAGGAUUAAUUAAUGUCAAAGAAACGACCUGAAAAACGCCCCAGCAGUUACCGCUCUCCCGGUCUUGUCAUAAUUAUGCGCCCAGAUUAAUGCCAGAUACACUGAAGACCGUCGACAGCUUCUUUGUCUGAAAACAGGCGUUUUUCUACUUCACUGUUUUUCUUUCUUACCACGGGGGCCUGGUCAAUCGACAUGGCUACUGUAGUCUACUCAUAGGGCCGAUAUGGGCUUGUCCUGGGCCUUAAAGGGCAUGCUUUCCACAAUCGCUUACCAGGUCACCAAGUUCUCAUAUUUGGUCCGUUCCAUUCCACGCCCGCUGUCCUCCAAGACUAUCUAUGUACAGCCCGUCCUGGGGAGAGAUACAGAGAAGAAAUACCGAUCGUUGUGCUGUUAAUACCCGUAGUACACGCGUAUUAUUUCUAUGGCUCGUCGAUCGACUCGGAAACGGCCCGAAGCCACUCCCGAGCCUGCACCAGCCCCAGCGCCGGCUGCUGCUUCUGCUGAGCCUAAGUCAGCGACGAAGAAAAGACGCGCAUCCCCCGCCACCAAAGCGGAUCCAAAGAAGCGAAAACUCAACCCUGACACUCCUGACGACCUGGAGGACAAGCCAAAGAAGCCCACCCAAACCGCCGUCAAGAAAAAACCUGCCUCGAAGAGGGACUCUGCAGGCAAACGGACGAAAACCAAGUUCUCUGAGGAGACCAAAGAUAGCGCGAAGGCACAACCCAAUGUCUCCAAAGAGGAUAGCAAUAGCAAGGUUACAAAGGCAAAAAAAGCAAGGUGUUCUGACGAUGAGAAAAGAACAAAGACAGAAACAAACCCUCCCAAGGAGAACAGCAAGGUGAAGAAGAUAAAGGCAAAAGUCUCUGACGGCAGAAAUGUCGCUAAGAAAACCACCAAGGAUGCCGAGGACACAAAAAAGGCCUUCCGGGGUCCCAAGAAGAGCGAUAAGUCCGAGAAAACCUCUUCUCACGAGUCUGAAGCCGAGUCCGACAACAGAUCAAAGGCGGCAGGGUCUACUGCCACUAGGGAGGAUAGUUUUGUCACGACGUCAAUCCCAGAAUCGGGAAUAUCUGAGAUGGCCUUUUCGGUUGCCGAAGCAGAUGAUGAUGGACAAACCGGAGAUGAUGAGAACCCGGAUAGCACAGCAGAUGGCGGUGGACAUGAUGAUAUUGGGACCCAAAGGGUUUCGCCGUUACCUUCGGACCUAGACGGGGGCGCCACUGAGCUAGAGACAGACAUUGAGCUAUCCAUGCACAGAAUGAAUUCUGGGGAACAGCAUGGGGCGAGGGAUCCCGGAGACACCCCCUACCAGGAUCAUACCUUGCACCCCAACACCAUGCUGUUCCUGAAGGAUUUGAAAGAGAACAAUAGCAGAGACUGGCUCAAAGAAUACUGCUUUGAUUACCAACAAGCCAAAAAUGACUGGGAGAGUUUCAUAGAAAACCUCACAAAGAAGAUCAUUGAGAAAGAUAAAACAAUACCUGAACAGACUACCAGAGACAUUAUCGUCCGUAUCCAGAAGGACAACAGAUCGAGCAAGGACCAAACGUGCCCGUACAAGACGUAUUUCUCGGCUGUUUGGUCUCGUAGCGGUAAAGACGGUAACCAUGCUUCCUAUUAUAUUCGUCUCGAACCUGGUUCCUGCUAUGUCGGUUCGGGAUUCUCUUGUACAGGGUUCUCCCCGCAAGAUAAACUUGCACUUCUUCGUGCAGACAUAGACAAGAAUCCAGGCCGUUUGAAGGCAAUCUUAAGGGAGCCGAAUAUGCGACGCGAAUUUCUCGAAGGAGCACCUGACAAGGAAGAAGAAGUUGUUAAAGCUUUUGUUGAGCUUCCCGAGAACAAAGAAAAUGCAAUGAAAAGCCAACCAAAGGGAUACGAAAAGGAUAACGAAAACAUCGAGUUGCUCCGUCUACGCAGCUUCAAUAUCGGCAAACAGCUUUCCGAUGCCGAGUUUCUGGGUGUCGACGCGCAAGACAAGAUUGCUGCACUCGUCGGUAUCAUGGUGCCAUUUGUCUCCUACCUGAACAGUGUCAUCAUGCCUAAUUGAUUAUCCCAACUCUCUGGCCCGUGAUAGAGCGCUUCACGGCGUAGGGGGCAGCAAAGUUGAGGCACCUUUGUGAUGCUUGGCGUGUGCUUGGGUUGCUCCUUCUCUGGGCUUCUCGGGAUCUUCGUUUAGGUGUCUCCUGCCCUUUCUUAAGGAGGCUAGGGUGGUUUUAGUCACACACAGACACACAGACGGACGUUGGGAGCUCCCCUAUUAUUCCAAAAAGAAAAAUAAUAAUCUAUUGGGCAGCUCCUUUGCUUUCCUCUCGAUGGAGUCCACUGGCGUACCGGUCUUUGCUGUCUCCCAUUAUAUCUGCGUGAGCAAUCAUAUGCUUUUUGUUAUUUUCUCUUUUUUAAAUAAUAAUAUUAAAAAAAACUAACAGACGCGUCAUUUUGUAACAAUGCUUGGGGUGUACAGCGAUACUCUCGGUCUGCGCCAACUGACUUACGACACCAUCUCCGGGAUUAUAAUCCAUGCAUCCGCGUCUCACGCCGUCUCCUGCAUCGUCUUACCGUGGUCACAAUAGCCAUGGAGCAGUCUAUUGUCUAUAGUAUCCUAUAGGGUAGACCCGGUGACGGCACGCUCCGCCCCCAACUCCAUUGCUACUUGGUCUGCCUGCAUUCUAAUGACUCAAAACCAACAUUAAAGAGGCACCUUUGCUGGAUAUAAUUCGCCUGCUGGUCCGCGCACCAUAGCCGGCCCGUUGGCCACUCCGCUAGUAUCACGGUAGUACUGACACCGUAGAUACAUAUGCAGUACGCCAUAUCUAUCUAAUGCACGUACGGAGGACCUGACUCCACGAAAGCUUCCCAUCCAUACCCACUUAUGGAUUUCGGUCUUCUAUAACAAGCGCUAUUGGACAUCGGGGACCACCAUAAUCGACAGUCUCGCGCAGUGCACUGCAUCUAUUGGAGACCGGUUCCGUAUUCCCGCAUGUAGAUGGGGAAUUGCCCCCCCCCGUCAACCUACAGCGUACUCAUUUAUUCCUCGCCCUGCGGGAGCGGACGUCAACUGGCAUGCCGCUUCUAUGCGAGCCCAGGCUUUUCUGCAUCAGUACCCGAUAGUCGUCGAUUGAGCACUAUAAUCUAUUGGGGUCUAAGCUCUUGUAUAUGCCUAGUAACAGUUAUCCACCAGAGAUACGCAGUAUGGUUGUAGCCCGGACGUGGGUAAGCCCUGUUCAAGGCGCCGUCUUGAUGCAACCCAUCUGCUGCCUAGGACAAUUGCCCAGACCUGCAAUGGGUGCUGCAUGAUGCAGAAGGACGGUAAACAAUUAUACCUGUUGAGAUAGUUAAUAAUUACCAUGUUGCAUCUCUUCUAUAGGAAACACAGCCAUCGAUAACCGUG
Monascus purpureus is the source of this 3409-nucleotide messenger RNA. The record is from the annotation of a GenBank genome assembly. NCBI's taxonomy places the organism in Eukaryota, Fungi, Ascomycota, Eurotiomycetes, Eurotiales, Aspergillaceae.